This is a messenger RNA of Naegleria gruberi, 1110 nucleotides long. RefSeq lists its product as uncharacterized. Gene Ontology annotation, biological process: nucleotide-excision repair; response to UV. Lineage: Eukaryota; Heterolobosea; Eutetramitea; Acrasida; Naegleriidae. The record is from RefSeq and is a predicted model, not a curated record. The transcript has a single exon. Gene Ontology annotation, molecular function: endonuclease activity. The coding region runs from base 1 to 1110 and encodes 369 amino acids.
AUGAAGAUAGGCUACGUUGGUAUGAAUAGGGCACUCAAAUUAACAACCUCCAAUACAACCCGAUUGAAUAAUGUUUCUCCAAAGAAGAUUAAAGAAAAAUUGCUAGUUAAUAUUGAUCACUUGAAAAAGAUGCUCAAGUGGAAUGUUCAGAAGAAUUUGCUCUUCUUUAGAAUUGGAAGUGAAUUUGUGCCAUUUGCUAGUCAUGAAAAGGUUCGGGAUGAAGAAUUCAAGCAAGAAUUUAAUUGGAUUGAGGAAUGCGAAGAUGAUCUAAAGGAGAUUGGAAAGUUUGUAAAGGAAAAUAAUAUUAGAAUUAGCAUGCACCCUGAUCAAUUUGUAUUGAUUAAUUCACCUGAUAUGGAAAUAUUCAAUAGAUCCUAUGAAGAAUUGAACUAUCACGCUCAAUUGAUGAAUACUAUGGGAUUAGAUACCACUCAUAAAUUCCAAAUACAUUUGGGUGGAAAGUAUGAUGACAAGAGAAAGUCAAUGCAAAGAUUUGUUGAUCGAUACAAGAAUAAUUUGAAUGAUGCUAUCAGGGCUCGAUGUGUAUUGGAAAAUGAUGAUAGAAUUUAUAGUUUGGAAGAUGUGUAUUGGAUACAUCAACAAUGUGGCAUUCCAAUUCUCUUUGAUACAUUGCAUCAUGAAUGUUUGAAUUCAAAUGGUGACUCUUUAGAAGUGGCAUUCAAGAAAGCUGCUAGUACUUGGGAUCCGGUUAAGGAUGGUGUUCCUCUUAUUGACUAUUCAGAUCAAGAACCAGGUGCACGUAUUGGAAAUCAUAGAAAGAGCAUUGAAUUGAAGCAUUUCAAGAAGGUAAUUUGUGACAAGUUAAUGAAAUGCAAGAACGAUGAUGGAGAAUUUAUUGAAUUUGAUGUCAUGUUGGAAAUCAAGGAUAAGGACGCUAGUGCCAUUAAGAUCUUACCAGUCUUUUUAAAAGGUGUUGAGGAUAGAGAAAAGGAUCCAGAACCAACUGAGGAUGACAAUCAAGAAGAUUUAAAAGUCCAAGUAUUAGAGGAAGAUGAGGACGAAGCAGUAUCGAGUGAGGAAGAAAAACCAAAGAAGAGAAAGAAGGCACCAACCAAGAAGGCAUCCACUACCAAGAGAAAGAAAAAAUAA